UUAGUUUUCUGACUCUCAGUCUCAAGCUGAAAUGCCCGCAUUUUGUUUGAGGUGUUAGCAGUGAGCGCUUCUGGAUUUCUGACGUUUGGAAUAGGGCUAUUCAGUUGAACAAAAUGAAUCAGAAUUUAAGUACUUUACACGAGUUCACCUUCUUUGUCCUUUUUUUCUGUGGAUUACUCUGCACAUCACACACUAACACGAUCCGGGCGAAACGUCAGAUUUCCUUUGAUGUAAAUUUCACCGAGGAGAAAGUGAAUGAAGGCGAAACAGUAGCUGAUGACACCAAAAAUAACGAAAGUUAUUUGAUAGUGAACAUAUUGAAAAGUCUCGGAGGUGAAUUAACCGAAUCAGUGGAAUAUGGCAAUGGCGACGACAAUAACACUUUAGUUGUGCUAAAGGAAAUCAAAGUUGUAUGGCAACGUAUUUUAAAUAACCCGGAACUGUUGGUGAAUUCUACCGAGUCGCUUGAAUCUCUGAGAACGUACAUGGCUCAAAUCCUUUAUCUCGUCAAUGACCGGUAUUGCGAAUCCCCAGAUGAGACAUUUUUCAAGGGCCAAUGUCUUCCCGUCAGUACAAGAAAAAAGAGCGAACAUUGUCCGGAAAACAUGGGACUCUACGACGAUGAAAAUAACGAAGGAAUUUGUGACUGUCUGGAGCUAAUAGGAGAUCAAGCGAAAUCAGAACUAGGCUCAAUAUUUUCAGAUGACACUGGCGUUUGUCAUCAGCAACACACUCAGGGUCCCUGUGAAAAUGGACAAUGGUUCGUAUUUAAGAACACUCCGCAGUGCGAGCCGGCCCCGGAAGGAUGCCCAACUGACGGGCGGCACGUCUACUGGAAUCCCGACCCUUCCAUGGCCAAAAAAUGCUGGGAAAUUUGGAGCCAGGGACCGUGUGAAGAGGGGCAACUAAUCCAUUUGGCACAAGACAAGGAAGAAUUACAGGUUUUUUGUAGUCAUCGAUUAGCCGAGCAUUAUAUUUCAAGUUCCAUAUCGAUUCCAAAGUGCCCGAAAGGUUCUUGGCGCAGCCGUAAUGGCAGAUGUAAUAAGGCACACUUUGGUUGAACAAAAUGAAUUGAUGUGUAGCUUAGGCUUAGCUGGAAUAGGUCUCUGUACAAUUCUGUUACAUAUUUGUUUUCCAAAUAAAAUGACCGCCUUUUUUUAUCCAAA
Molecule: messenger RNA, 1166 nt
Organism: Daphnia pulicaria
Lineage: Eukaryota; Metazoa; Arthropoda; Branchiopoda; Diplostraca; Daphniidae
Exons: 4
Coding region: 114-1061 (315 amino acids)
Source: RefSeq, a predicted model, not a curated record